Molecule: messenger RNA, 438 nt
Organism: Pichia membranifaciens NRRL Y-2026
Lineage: Eukaryota; Fungi; Ascomycota; Pichiomycetes; Pichiales; Pichiaceae
Exons: 1
Coding region: 1-438 (145 amino acids)
Cellular component (GO): mitochondrial large ribosomal subunit
Molecular function (GO): structural constituent of ribosome
Source: RefSeq, a predicted model, not a curated record
AUGUUCUCUGCUGCACGUACGUACACACGCGGGUUCCACACCUCGACGCCUGCGCUCCUCAAAAGACCAUGGAAAACGUACAAGGACGGAACGCUGUUCUACGGGCAGUCGAAGGCCGGUAACAAGCGGUUGGCGUUGUCGACGAAGCAGGGGAACAAGAACUUCUACAAGGGAACGCGGUCGUCCGGUAUCGGACACAUCUCGAACAAGGGGAAGUACACGAUCGACUACCAGCGGGUGCGGACGUUUGUGACGCCGGCAGACAUGGCGACGCCGCUCAAGCCGCUUGUCUCUGCAAGCGUGCCGGUGCCUAAGAACACCUUCAAGGGCUACACGGGCAUCACGGACGGGCGUCUGUGGCUCGACAACGUCAAGGAGUACAUCGAGACGGGCGACGUGGAGUUCGAGAAGACGAAGACGGGCGUCGAGAAGUACUGA